Echinostoma caproni is the source of this 375-nucleotide messenger RNA. The record is from the annotation of a GenBank genome assembly. Lineage: Eukaryota; Metazoa; Platyhelminthes; Trematoda; Plagiorchiida; Echinostomatidae.
AUGCCAAAAACUAUUAGUGGCUGCUAUACCUCGGGUUGGGAGCAUGCGAACAAGUCUAGAUAUGCCAAAAACUAUCAGUGGUUAUUAUACCUCGGGUUGGAAGCAUGCGAACGACCUGGCACGGGUGUUUUGAAAGCGUUGGACAAGAGAGUACCUGCCAACCCUCGAAGCUCGACAGAAGUGGUUGCACAGAGCACGGUCACUGAAGGUUGGGGACGUUAUUCUGAUGGCCGACGAAAAGCUACAAUGCAACAACUGUCACUGGGUGUAGUCAAAGAAAGCCACACAUAUUCAGACGGACUAGUAAGAACAGUGAAAUUGGAAACCUGUGCCGGUGAACAGGUGCGCGAUAUUCGGCGAGUGUGUUUAUUGUAG